This is a messenger RNA of Seriola aureovittata, 3185 nucleotides long. RefSeq names its product TEL2, telomere maintenance 2, homolog (S. cerevisiae) (gene telo2). The record is from RefSeq and is a predicted model, not a curated record. Gene Ontology annotation, biological process: telomere maintenance via telomerase; protein stabilization. NCBI's taxonomy places the organism in Eukaryota, Metazoa, Chordata, Actinopteri, Carangiformes, Carangidae. Gene Ontology annotation, cellular component: cytosol. Gene Ontology annotation, molecular function: telomeric repeat DNA binding; Hsp90 protein binding. The coding region runs from base 196 to 2715 and encodes 839 amino acids. The transcript has 21 exons.
ACAAGCAAAACGAAGCGACAGCGCGGGCUGUCAUAACGUGAACUGACAGUAGGAAUUGUAAAUUUCUCCUCGAAAAGAAAUGUUUUAAUGUCACAAUGGCUGUAAAUUGUGUCCGCAGUCGUCAUGUAAAUUACUGUUGUCUCGUUUAAUCAAAAGUCUCAGGAUGUAAAGCCACCAGUUAAUAACUUUUUCAAAAUGGAAUCACUCACCCCUUACACUGAGGUCCGUCUGAUGGUGGCCCAGUGCUUCCGGACACUCACUACAUCCACAGAUGACAAAGACAUUAUUGCUGCUCUUCAAACACUCCACUCUUACUUGGAUGAAGGACCCGAGAGCACACCCACUUCAGUUCAGCGGGCUGAAUUCAGAAGAGCUCACUACACCCGCACCCUUCAGUUCCUUGUCAGCAACAUCCAGGCAGACUGGUUGCACAAACUCACAGCAGCCCAGCGCACAGAGUUAUGGGGUGGCCUGUUCCUCCACGGACCUCCAGAGCAGGCUCUGCUGGUGCUGAUGGAGGGAAUAGGAGCGCUGAGACCCAGCACGAAUCUGGUUUACCUGGUCAGCAUCACUGAGAAGUUCCUUCAGAGUGGUCGCCUCGCUGACCUGCUGUGGUCAUACUGUCUGGAGGCAGCUCCCUCUGACUCCCCUCAGCUCCGAGAGACUCUCCUGGGGCGUAUAGUGGCGCUGCCGGACCUCACCGCCAACAGGUUACAUCCCAACAACAAGCCCCUCUUUCUUCCUCAGCAGUACUACCCGUUACUUGCCACAGAGAUGCUCACUGCCCUGGAGCGGACCUGCAAGGCCCUGAAAGAUGGAACAGACUGUUCCUUAACUUUUGUGGCUCAGACUCUAGGAAAAGUGUGUAUCCAGGGACAUAGCGAUGUUGUCCUGGCAGUUAUGGCUCCUCAGCUGUCUGCCUCCACACGCUCAGACAUGGUGUGGCAGAGGGUUUGCUGGAAGCUGCUGGAGAAUGUUCCACAGCGAUGGAUAGAGAGCGUACUCACUGGAUUGGUGCAGGCUGUCAGGGGGCCUGAGGCCUUGGGACGGAUUAUUGGGAAUCUAGUGUUAACAAAUAAAAAGGCCCAGUUUGUCAUCACUCAUAAACUGCUGUUACUACAGUAUAAGUAUAAAACUCAAGUCUUGAGAAUAGUUCUGGGUUACCUCGCAGCAGACAGAGAGCGAAGGCCACUACUAAUACAGGUGUUACGGUCUGUGUCCCAGGCCUGGGCUAACCCCAGUGCAGUGAAACACACACCUCUAGAGCAGCAGGUGUAUGUUAGCAAGGCCUUACUGCUGAGUGUGAGCCUGCUGAGAGACUCUGAGCUUCAGGAGCUACGCUCAGAGUUACUUCAGUGUAUGUUGGGUGGCAUGCAGAGCCACCUGGACAGCAGUGUGGUGCAUAUCAGGCGUUUGGGCAUGGUGGUGGGAGAGUGCCUGAGCUCUCGCAUGGAUAUCAAUGGAACUAAGCUCAAAUUUGAGUACGAUCAGGAUGAGGAAACUCAAGAGCUGCUUUCUCUCAUGACCCCUGUCACUAGUGAUGAACCAGAGCCUGAGCCUGUAGAAGGAGUUGAUCGUCCUCAAGAGACCAAUGAAGUGACUCCAUCUACUCAGAAUGUAACAUCUCAAAAUAAAUCAGGACCUCAGCCAAAAACUGAUCCAGAGUCUGACCUGGAUAGUGAUGAUGAGCUCACUCCGUACGAUAUGUCUGGAGAUCAGGAGAUCAGUCAAGCAUCCCCACCUCGCUACCUACGCGACUGUCUGGAAAAUUUAAUAUCGUCAGAGGACCCGAUGCGUGUGGAGCUCAGUUUGAGAGUUGCUGAGGGUUUGGUGAGGAAGAACGUUUUUGCAACCAGAGAAAUCAGUGUCCAGCUGACCAAAGUGCUUCUUCACAUGGAGGAUAAAUACAGCAUUAAUGGCUUCCUGAGUCUCAGACAGGCAACUAUGGUGGCUCUCACUGCCACUGACUGUAUCCCUGUGACUCAGUAUUUGACUGCAGAGUUUUACUCCUUGAACUACAGUCUUCGCCAGCGACUGGAUAUCUUGGAGGUCCUUGCUCUGGCAGCUCAGGAACUCUCUAAACCAAUCACUGAAAAGAGAGAUCCAUCCACUGGCACUGCUGCCAGUACUGAUUUGACUGCAUACCCUGGUGACAACCCUGUCCACUGGCGACAAGUAGUAGAGAAGCGGAUUCAAAGCAAGACCAAACGCCUCAGUAAGGGUCUCACACAACCUCCAGCUACGGCCACCCCUAACCGUUAUGCGCCAGUUGCCGGACACUUCUUUUUUCCACUGCUCAGGAAUUAUGACAAGCCUGAAGUGACCUUUGACCUGUUGGGCAGUGAUCACCUGGUACUGGGAAGGUUGAUCCACACCUUGGGUCUCUUCAUGCAUCUGGCAGUCAACGCACCGAUAGCUGCACAGAUGGGUCGGGCUUUGCUGGAUUUUGUGUGGGCAGUACGCUACCAUGUUGACCAGAUGGUGAGAAGAGGCGUCCUCUUCGCUGUCUGCUCUGUGUUUCUGAGCAUGCCCAGUCAAAACCUGCUGUUGGACCUCAGCGAUCAGCUGUUUGAGACCAGAACCUGGCUGGCAGAUGUGGCUGAAGGAGACCCAGAUUCAGAUUGCCGGAGUCUGGCAGUACAGAGUCUGGUGCUGCUGGAUAAGAGCCUGAAGAAACAGCUACAAGAUCCACAAACACUUAGUCUGGAAUCAUGAGCAUAGCAUCAAGAAUGAACAAUGAAAUACUGUAUGUCUCUGUGAUGUGGGGUCGGCUUUACCGUACCUCCACCUACGCACUGGCGUGCACAGAGCCUGGAGACUAGAGUUUGGAGGUCGAUGGAAAUGACGUGCCGGAUAUUUGCUGGCAGGGGGUCUGGCCUGGUGGUAAUGGAUGAUCCGGACACUGAAGGAUGUCGUUUCAGCUCAAGAGCUGCUUGUUGCAGGUGCUGCAGAAAAUUUUUCAUAUCCGGGAACACACAGUCAACCAGAGGAAAGAAGGGCGCACGUCAUCUCACACAUUUCUUAAUGUAUUUCUGCAUACCUAAAUCAUGCACACACACACACAUUUCAAUAUACUUAUUGUUUAGAUGCACAUAUUGUGUAUAAUUCAUGAAGCAGAUAAAAUAUUAAUUGAAUGGAGAAUAGAAUGCCAUUUUUGUCCACCAAUAAAAGGUACUUCAUGAGGA